CCGCGUUGUUGUCAAUUCUUCAUAGUUUAAUGUUUGUGUUCAACUAAGGUGCAGUGUCAACUGUCAAUUUAGCCAAAUGGGCGUAUUUACAGCAAAAUGAAAUCUUCUCUAACAUUAAAAAAUCACUGAGUGCUUCAAAGCACAAAGAUGAACAUAAUGAGAAAACUGAGGGGCGGAGGGCCAUCGGCCCCCUCCGCGUCCACGUCGGACAUAUCGGAUACGACAUCAUCGUCAUCAACAGCACACAGCCAACUGGGACUGAUGCAUCUUAAAAAACUCUUCUCGGAGUACACCCAUCCCACACACCAGCUAACUGAUCAAGAGAGAGACGACAAGCUCUACAACAUGUUGCCGCUAUUUUGUAAAGUAUUUGGUUCUAGUCCAACAUGUGAUAUGAACGAAAAGUUCUGGGACAUACUGGCAUUCUGUCACCAAGUGUCAAUGCUUAUGGUGUGCGAAAUACGAAAAAGGGCGUCGAAUCAAAGCACAGAGGCGGCAAGUUGUGCCAUAGCAAAGUUCUUGGAAAUUGAAAAUUGCGAAGAAUCAAGCAACGGUUGGAUGUUACUGUCAACGUUAAAUUUAUUGGCUGCUGGCGAUGCCACACUGAUUCAAGUUAUGGCAGAGGUGGCUGUUCCGUCAACGCUGGUCAAGUGUUUGUAUUUGUUUUUCGAUUUGCCAGAAAUGUCCGAACAGGAGGCCAACUGUAAGGAUUCUAAUAGCGAUUUUACGCCUAGAGAAAGAAGAAUCCUGCUACAGAAAAUUUUUGUACAACUCUUGGUAAGGUUGUGCAAUCAUAGAAUUCCCGCUGAAGAACUAGCAAGAAAAGACGAUUUAACUUUGCUUUUUUCUGCAAUAACAUCUUGGUGUCCUGCGCACAACGUAAUGUGGCGAAAAAGUGCUGCAGAAGUUUUAAUGACAUUGUCAAGGCAUGGCCUCACGCCACCAGUUGUUGGAUAUAUUCAUUCUAAAACUUGUGUGGCUGUAUGUAUAGAUAAUAUGAAAAGAGUACCUGAAUUAGCCCCUUUAGAACUGGUGGAAAUGUUUGUGACAGUAUUUUGUUUUCUAAAAGAUUCUAGUGAAGUUUCAUCUACUUUGCUUGAUGAUUUUCGUCAAGCACAGGGUUAUCCAUUUCUUUCCGAAUUUUUACUAAAAUUGGAAUCCGAAAAGUCUAACGAAGCCCACGAAUCCAUACGAAAUUUAGUAUUAAUGGUUACCUCUCUUUGCAUGUGUGGUUAUUUAGAAAUGAAACCCUCUCAGGCAUCAACUGGAUCCUUAUUUCAAAUGCAGGGAUUUGUGCUACCUCAACCUUCAGGCAGGGGAACCAGUGUUAGAAAUAUACAAGCAUUUCAUGUUUUACAAAGCACUUUUCUUAAAUCAAACUCGUCUCUCCUAUGCUGCACAAUCCUCGAUGCUAUUUCAAGCAUUUACCAUUCAGACAAUGCCAAUUAUUUUAUACUUGAAAGUCACAAUACACUAAGCCAAUUUACUGAAAAGAUCCACCACAAGUCUUCUGAGAUUCAACAAAAGUUGUUUGAACUAAUCGAAUUUCUAGUUUUUCAAUUAAACUUCGUUCCUUGCAAGGAACUAAUAUCCAUGUCAAUUUUUCUAAAAACCCACAGUCUUAAUUACGUUGAAUGCAGUAUUUUGUGUAUGAAUAGUUUGAUACAUAUUCUUAAACAUAACGUUAUGUUUAAAGAUGUGUACAGAGAAGUUGGCAUGUUGGAAGUUUUUGUUACCUGCUUAAAUCGCUACGAAAAUUUUUUGGAUGAAAAGAAAGUUGCUAAUUCCAAAGGACAACAUUAUGUAAUGUCGCCUGGACAAGAAACCCUCGGAAGUUUAAUUUUGGAUGCGUUGACUCUCCUUUUACCGAAUAAUGGAGCCAACGCUACUGUUCUUAGAGAGUGUGGAGGUGCUAAAUGUGUCCAGGAUCUGGUUCUGUAUCCAGAAUGCCGAAAUGCAGCUCUGGGCAUUAUAAAAGAAUUGGCGUUAACUACCGGAGGAGACGAUGAUAUGGCGCAUUUGCUGAACACUUUACAUCAAGCAUCAUCCACAGAACUAUCAGUAAAAAUCGAUAUUUUGGAAGCUUUAAAACAAUGUCUAAAGGAAUCUCAUAGAACAAGAACUGUAUUUAGAAAAGUUAACGGGUUUGUCUAUGUUACAAGUGUUUUGGUAGCUCUCGAGGGUAAAUUUAGUCAAAAAGUAACAAACCCGGAAGUUAUAAAUCUUCUGUGUAUUGUAUUGCAAACAAUAUGUACCGCAAUGCGAUUCGAACCAGCCAAUGCCAAAUUUUUUUAUCAUGAAAUUUGUAAAACUAGCCUUUGCGAUACGCUUAGGCUUCUUGGAUGUUUUACAACCGAGAAAAUUUUAAAACUAAGUGAAAGUGAUUUUGAAACGCCGUCGAACAAACUGCAAGAAAAAUAUCAGAAGAUUUUUACUGGUUCUCCGCAUAAUAUAGCUUUUACAGAAGAAAUUUCGCCCGCUCUGACUUAUGCAACAGUGGUUUAUAAACUGUUGUAUGAUUUGGCACUAGAUUUGUUUGAUAAACCAAAUUCAGGAGCAAAUAUUUUUCUAAUUAAGUCCCCACCUUUAUCUAGAGAAAAUAGUGAACAUUAUGGUAAUAAUGCCGCAGAAGGCAGAAGAAGUAAUGUAAACUCUUUAAAUUUAAACCCACCAACUCCAGAUCCCAUAAUAGUUCACCCAGGAGUUGUAGUUUGUAUGCUUCAACUACUACCUUGCAUACAAGAUGAUAACUACGAAACGUUUUUAAGUUUGCAACUAUUUUUGGCCGAGAUUAUAAAGUCCUUAGUGCGAAGUGAACGCAACCAGCAACUGAUGUGUGACAGAGACUUCGUCGGUUAUCUACUGUCCAUCGGUUCAGCCCCUUUACAGAACGAAAAUCACCCUUUACACGGGCCUUUGCAAUACAUGCUAGAAAGACUUGCUGCUCAAGCUUUAGAACCUACCGAUCUAAGACAGUUUCUAAGAUUAGGCAAUCCACUUUGUUGCAUACCCUUGGAGUCAGACGAACCUGGAGGAGGCGCAGUACCUCUAACAAGGAUAAAAACGUUGGUCUCAAUGACAACCCCGAAAGAUUUUAGAGCACAAUCUUCCUGCACUCUUCCUCCUUUUGUCGAAUUCGACAUGUCUGCCGAGGGUUUUGGUUGUUUGUAUCUGCCGAGUAUAGCGCCACAAUCACCUUCCACGCCAAGUGUUGUUUCCACGGUGGACAGUAGCGUUUUGGGUGGAAUAGGAUCAGGAGACAGACUGUUUCCACCUCAGACUGGGCUAAGUUACUCCACGUGGGUUUGUGUCGAUAAGUUUUCGGACCCCAGAUCGGAUCCUCACUGCGUUAGGCUGCUCACUCUAGUCAGAAAUUUUAACAGCCAACGCGAAGAUCAUUUGGUUUGCCUGUCUGUAGUUUUAUCGGCCAGGGAUAAGGCUAUUAUUGUAUCCACUCAAGAAACACAUAUCCCUAACCAUGUAGGUGAUUGGGAACCUGAAGGCUCUGGAGAUAACGGGGCUCGGGUGUGGUGCCCAGAUAUUCUUCAAGAAGGACAGUGGCAUCAUAUCGUUGUAGUCUUGAAUAGGGCGGUAUUAAAAAAUUCAUCUUUUUCACUAUACCUUGACGGUCAGCAAAUUCAUGGUCAGAAAAUGCACUACAUAUCGCAAAAUCCUGGUGGUGCGUCAGCUAAUUUAAACGUUGCCUCCUCCGUUUACGGGUUUAUAGGAACCCCUCCCUCUUGGAGAAGAUAUUCCAGAUUAUGUUGGAAACAGGGUCCGUGUCAUUUGUUCGAAGAAGUUCUAACACCUGUGAUAGUCUCAAAGAUGUACAGUCUGGGGCCGCAUUAUAUGGGAUCUUUUCUUGCCCCAAAUCUAAAUACGGAAAUUAGUCAAAUGGUUACAGAAGAAAAAGUUGUUUUUGGCCUAAACGCCAAGGCUGUAUCGCAAUUAACUUUAAACAAGAUACGCAAGGUUUAUAGUAGAAUUGAUAAUAAAUCAAUUGCAAAACAAUUAGGUAUGUCCAGUCAUGAAAGUGCAACGCCCAUAAGAAUAUUACACAAUUCGUCUGGGCAUUUAGCUGGUUCAGCAAGAACCCUAGGGGGAGUCGUUAUUGGAUACUUGGGAGUGCGUGUGUUUUGUCCAAGGCCUGUUGCCACAAUUAUAGACACUGUUGGAGGGUGUUCGGUUCUAUUGGGUGUUAUCGCCAUGGCGCAAGAUGUGGAAAGUCUUUAUGCAGGCGUUAAAGCGUUAGUGUGCGUGGUGAGAAGCAACAAAGUAGCCCAAGCAGAAAUGGAUAGAAAACGAGGAUACCAAACUUUGGCCAUGUUGUUAAGGAGAAAAAGAACUCUACUUAAUUCUCAUAUCUUACAUUUAGCAUUUAGCCUUGUUGGAACAGUCGAUAGCGGACGAGAAUCCUCAGCCAUUCCAAAUAAAACAGCUUUUCAGGAUCUUUUGUGCGACCUUGAGGUAUGGCAUGAAGCCCCAGGCGAAUUGCUACGUUCCCAUCUCGAACACCUUUACGAAUUAGCGGCCGAAUCAAGCGAGAAGAAAAAUAAUUUAUGGAUAAUGCGGGAACUUCAGUUAGUCGAGAAACUUUUGCAUAUAACUGUCGAAAUAAGGCAUUCAGCAACCCGACAUAUUUUAUUCAGUCUUCUUUCUGUUUUGCUUGGUGGUCAACCCAGACAAAAUGAUCUGCUUCUUUUCGGUCAGUUUCUGGUAUCUACCUUGCCUGCGGCAUCAAAUAUAAAUGAAAAACUAUUGAAUUUACGUGAAGGAGAUAGCGAGAGAGAAGGUGAAGGAGAACAUAUUCUUUUAAGAAACAGAUGUCUGCAAUUAUUACACUCCAUGGUUUUUUCCAGUAGAAAUACUGUUGGGGACGAAAUAUCAAGAACACUAGGUUUUGAUUGGCUACUACUUUUUAUGCAACAAAAUAUACAUUCUUCUACAGUAUUAUGGGCGGUCAGGAUAUUGGUUGCCAUUUGUUCUAGUCCUACUUUAAUGUUAAGAUUCAGGGAAGGCAGUAUCAACGGUGGAUGGCUAAGGUACACUGAACAGGUUACUCACAAUAAAAUGGCAGUUGUUUUGGGUUGUCAAAUGAACAGUACCCAUGGCAACGAUAUGAAAUCUGAAGCUCUAAAUAUAUCAGGAUUUCAGUACUUGGGUUGGUUACUGCCGUCGCAUUUAGAAAUACCUGAAAUUUACUAUUUGCUCACAGCUAUGAUGAUGGGACAGCCAGCAAAACUAUUGCCCGCAGAAACUAAGUUUGAUCUAGAUACCCUUUGGGCUUUUUUGUGGGGCAGCUCUAUAAAUAAUCAACCGAUAAAUAGCGUAUCACCGAAAAUAAAUUUAUGCCCUGAGGCAGUCGUAGUUUUGUUGGGCAUGGCUCGAGCUAUGUUGCACUCGGAACAGAAUACUUUACCGAAUUGGUUGCAUAAUCAUACAAUAUCAAUAGUUCAAGUUUUGUUUCAAUUGUAUCACAAUAUGCCUGAAAUUAUGCCCAUAUUUAUGUCUGCUGAAGUUCUAACGGCAUUGGCCAGUGUUCUGUUUCCCCCUCACUUAACUUCAAUGGACAGUACUGACAGUAGUGGCGCUUCAACCCCUGCAUGCGAAGAAAAUGAAGGCCUGAUGAUGGUUACCCAUCAAAUGGAAGAAGAAAACCUAACACAACACCCAGCUAGACAAUUUAUUAUCGAUUUUAUUCGUGUGAUUGUGGUGGAUUCUUUAAGCUUGGCAAACACUGGUAAAACAUCGCCAGUGAUUGACCUGGCAUUGGAUGCAUUCCCUGAAAACUCCACAUCAUCUCAACAAACGUGUUAUCAAACUGAAAUUCUAGUCACAUUAAUGGAUCACUUGUUGGCCGCUGACAUGCUUGUGGGGGAUCAAGCGGCCAUUCCCAUAGUGCCAUUAAACAAUGCUCAUAUUCAACACGUGGCGCCCAAUGUUUUCUACUUGACGGCGAGAAUUGUUGAUAAAUUAUGGCAGGGAUCGCUUACUAAAGAUCCGCACGAAGUUUUCGAUUUUAUAGUGAAAUUGAUCGGGCAGGCUAAAAGGAGAACAGGAAAUUUAUCCUUGGAAUGCCUUUACCACUGCUUAAAUCGCAGCAUAUUGUAUUUGCUAAGCCGACCUACGGAUUCUAUAGCCGAUCAGAUGUCUGUUUUAGAGGCGCUACAUAAACUCACAACCAACAGGUUGAUAGUUUUUGGUGCUGGAAACCACGAAUUAGACUUCAUUGGUUGUCUUACUUAUUGUCUACUUCAACUUACAGCCGAUAUGAAGAUAAUGUUGGAUUCCAACAUGAGAACAACUUGGCACGUGAAUCCAAGCAGCGAUUUGGAAUCGAGAGAUGAACACUUAAAUACUCACCAGGGAAGGAACCUUAUGGCCGGUGCAGCCUUACGCGUAUGGGAGGAGUUGUACGUGUGCAAAAAACCAGCUAUUGAAGAGGCGUUUAAGGUCACCUUUGCAGCUCCAACAAGCUCUAAAGCACCAGAUUUGGCAACGGUUCGAGACCAAGUGUUUGAAGCGGCUACCAAGCUGUGGUUAAAUUAUGUCGAUGGUGAAAGGAAGGCCAGUUACCGAGUACCUUGGGAGUUACACAACCAAAUUCAAUCUAAAAUUCAUAAAGUUACAGGGGGAUUAACCAGAUUAGCCAGUAGAACAAAAGUGAGAAAAGAUGACACCAUGCGACCAAAGAUUAGGAUUGGUAAAAAACAGGCUUUAACGUGGAUGAUUACGCACGUAAACAUUUUAAAAGAGCUAGUCGAUAUGCGUAGACAACAACAUUUAAACACAACCCAACACACACAACGCUAUGUUCAUCAAGAAUGGUUGCAGACUGAAAAUGAACUGACCAGGGAACGCGGACUUUGGGGACCUCCAUUACCAUGUCAUUUGGAUAAAUGGAUGUUAGAUAUGACUGAAGGGCCCCACCGAAUGCGCAAAAAGGCCAUGAAAAACGAAUUAUUCUAUUCACACUAUCCUUAUAGACCUGAUCAUGAAAAAGGGUUGCUCAAAUAUAAAGUAGCUACAAGUUAUCACAGCAAAAACCACUUCCAAGCCCAUCAAAAAAGGCAGUUAUGCGGAGUAAGUGAAAUGAGUACACACGAACCUCUGGAAAGAAGUGAUAGUAUUGCGGAUGAGCCUUCGCCAUUACCCAUAACUGCCUUGCCUUCCUUAGCAAGACUUAAGUCUGAACCAGAGGAUCAACAAGAAGAAAACGAUGUUGAAGAAGAACAACAAACACCUCAACCGGACAAUCAAACUCUCUUGAGAUUAUUAGAAGAUAACGAAAAAAUUACAUAUAUGUUUAGAUGUGCCAGAAUACAGGGUUUAGAUACCACUGAGGGCCUUUUAUUAUUUGGCCAUGAACACUGCUACGUAGUGGAUGGUUUUACUUUACUUAAAAAUCGCGAAAUAAGAGAUAUAGAAAGUGUUCCUACAAAUAACACAAACGAAUACGAGCCAAUUUUGCCCAAUCCUGGAUCGCCAAGAAGAUCAAGGGCAAUGAGACAAUGUUCUAGAUUUGCUUACGACGAUAUAAGAGAAGUCCACAAACGGCGAUACCUUCUGCAGCCUAUGGCUUUGGAGGUAUUCUCUGGAGAUGGCAGAAACUAUUUGCUUGCUUUUCCAAGAAAAGUGCGAAAUAAAGUUUAUCAACGAUUUAUGGCUACAGCUACUGGUAUUGCAGAUAGUGCUCAACAAUCGGUUGCUGGUCAGAAAAAAACAGCUAAUGUGGAACAAGCUACGAGUUUACUGAGCAAUCUUAUUGGCGAAACGAGCGUCACUCAGAGAUGGGUGAGAGGAGAAAUAUCGAAUUUUCAGUACCUGAUGUACCUAAAUACUCUUGCUGGUAGGUCUUACAAUGAUCUCAUGCAAUAUCCAGUGUUUCCUUGGAUUUUAUCAGAUUAUGAUUCUGAGGAGUUGGAUUUAACCGAUCCCAGCACUUUUAGAGAUUUUACAAGACCCAUGGGAGCACAAAGUCCGGACAGACUGGAGCAAUUUAAAAAGAGAUUCAAGGAAUGGGAUGAUCCACACGGUGAAACCCCACCCUACCAUUACGGAACCCAUUAUUCCAGCGCUAUGAUAGUAUGUUCAUAUUUGGUGAGAAUGGAACCAUUUACUCAACAUUUUCUGAGACUGCAAGGCGGGCAUUUCGAUCUGGCCGAUCGUAUGUUUCAUUCCGUCAAAGAAGCAUGGUUUUCUGCUUCAAAGCACAACAUGGCCGAUGUUAAAGAACUCAUACCUGAAUUUUUCUAUCUUCCGGAAUUUUUGGACAACUCAAACAUGUUUGAUUUUGGCGCUAAGCAAAGCGGAGUAGCGCUAGGCGAUGUCGUGUUGCCACCGUGGGCUAAACAAGACACCAGAGAGUUUAUUAGGGUGCAUCGAAUGGCUUUGGAGUGCGAUUAUGUAUCACAGAAUCUUCAUCAUUGGAUUGAUUUAAUUUUUGGCUACAAGCAACAAGGCCAGUCUGCUGUGGAUGCCGUUAAUGUUUUCCAUCAUUUGUUCUACGAAGGAAACGUUGAUAUUUACAAUAUUGAUGAUCCUUUGAAGAAAAAUGCAACCAUUGGAUUUAUUAAUAAUUUUGGACAAAUUCCCAAACAACUGUUUAAAAAGCCACACCCCAGCAAAAGAAUGGGCGGAAACAAUAAUCGUUCUUCUGUAAUUGAUACUGGUGCACUAGUUCAAGCGUUUACUUUGCCUCAACCGGAAAAACUAUUCUUCCAUCAUUUAGAUAACUUAAAACCAUCACUUCAACCUAUAAAAGAAGUCAAAGGUCCGGUCGGUCAAAUUUUGCACGUGGAUAAAGCAGUAUUAGCUGUCGAACAAAAUAAAGUUCUUAUGCCGCCCCAGUUUAACAAAUAUGUUGCCUGGGGCUUUGCUGACCAUUCCUUGCGAAUAGGGAAUUACGACAGUGAUAAGGCAGUAUUUGUAUCUGAGAGCGUGAUUCAAAAUCACGGCGAAAUAUUGGCCUGUGUAUGUCCGUCUCCGAAAUUCAUCAUCACAGCUGGCAACAGCUCGGUGGUGACUGUAUGGGAAUACGAGGCGAGGAAAAAAUCUCUCAGCAUAAAACACAGUUUAUAUGCUCAUACGGAAGCCGUAACGUGCUUGGCAUCCAGCCCUGCUUACAACGUUAUAGUAUCUGGAUCUCGUGAUUGCAGCGCUAUUAUUUGGGAUUUAUCUCGGGGAGUUUUCGUAAGGCAGCUACGUGGUCAUGCUGGACCCGUAGCUGCGGUGGCAGUUAACGAUUUAACUGGCGAUAUUGCCACUUGCGCAGCUACUUGGCUACACGUUUGGAGCAUAAAUGGAGACGAGCUGGCCAGUGUGAAUACUUGCGUGGGAAGAGCCGAUAGGAUGCAACAAAUUUUAUGCGUGGCAUUUUCUCAAACGCACGAAUGGGAUUCCACCAAUGUUAUCAUGACAGGAUCUACAGACGGUGUUACAAGAAUGUGGUCAAUUGACUAUGUUCAAGUCCCAGAUGAAGAUACAAAAGAGACCAAAUCCAACGAACCUGUAAAACACGCACCAAUUCAUCACAGAUUGAUCAAACAAAUCAAUAUUUCCAUUGAAUCUACGGGAUUGAUGAAAUCAGGUUCAGAGAGUAGUUUAUCCGAGGACAAUAAUCAUAGCAGAUCUCCUAUCGACAAACAACGUUCAGAUGAAAUACCAAGCACCAAAGAGUGGAGAAGUGAACUGCAAGAAGAAAAAGAAACUUGUAGCGAUACCGAGGAGCAAGUGUUGGUUGCUCCGAUUCCUGCUGUUAGAAGAAGGCGGUCCAGAGUUCAUGCAGGGUUUAGAAAAAGUGAAGGCGGCAACAGCGCAGACAAUACUAGUUUAGAUGUGGACGAUAAUGCUGCUAUGAGAACCAGUAAAUCCGAUACAAGCCUAACAGAUUCUUUUGUGAUGGUUUCUGAUGCCAAAAAGAAAGUUAACACCUUGAAUGCUUUAAGACCAGGGUUUAAAUGGCAAAGACAAUUGGUAUUCAGAAGCAAGCUCACAAUGCAUACUGCAUUUGACAGAAAAGACAAUGCAGAACCAGCUUCCAUUACAGCAUUAGCAGUCUCAAAGGAUCACAGAAGCGUAUUCGUGGGCGACACUAGGGGCAGAGUGUUUUCUUGGAGCGUGUGCGACGUACCGGGUCGCGCUGCCGACCAUUGGCUCAAGGACGAAGGGGCUGACGUUUGCCACAGUUGCGCGAUAAAGUUUACAAUCUACGAGCGACGUCAUCACUGUCGAAACUGCGGCCAAGUGUUUUGCUCGCGAUGCAGCAAAUUCGAAAGCGAGAUAUCGCGACUGCGCAUACUCAAGCCGGUGCGCGUUUGUCAGAAGUGCUACGCGACGCUAAAAUCAAACUAGUCGCACAAAAUAUCCCAAGAGUGUUUGUUAUUUAUCUAAUGUUAAUUAUGAAUAGAGAUUUAUAUAAGUUGGGACAACCAUAUGCGAGAUGAGACAAUAUUUUGUAUACAAGAUUUAGGUCAUUUUAAAUUUUGCAAAGGAAUAUUUACUAUACAUCUGUAUUUUAGUAUGAAUAUGAUGGAGCAAAAGUCUCAUCUCUAUUUAUUGUUUCGUAAUUUUCUACUGUAGCCAUUAAGUUGUCCUGCUUUAGAAUUGUGUAUAAAAUAAAAAAAUAUCUGUAUUAAUAAUUGUUACCAGGUAGAGGCAACGAUAAUAAUGCAUAAUGAUAGCAUAGUAGAUAAUAGUAAUAAAUAAAUGUUUAUAGAAAUCCACUGUAAAUUUAGUACAGUAUUAUCAAGAAUACUUUUAACAUUGAAUG
Brassicogethes aeneus is the source of this 10771-nucleotide messenger RNA. The record is from the annotation of a GenBank genome assembly. NCBI's taxonomy places the organism in Eukaryota, Metazoa, Arthropoda, Insecta, Coleoptera, Nitidulidae.